Zygotorulaspora mrakii is the source of this 516-nucleotide messenger RNA. It is a transcript of the gene RPB7, whose product is annotated as DNA-directed RNA polymerase II subunit RPB7. Gene Ontology annotation, biological process: positive regulation of translational initiation; positive regulation of nuclear-transcribed mRNA poly(A) tail shortening; DNA-templated transcription. Gene Ontology annotation, cellular component: RNA polymerase II, core complex; P-body. NCBI's taxonomy places the organism in Eukaryota, Fungi, Ascomycota, Saccharomycetes, Saccharomycetales, Saccharomycetaceae. The transcript has a single exon. Gene Ontology annotation, molecular function: single-stranded DNA binding; translation initiation factor binding; single-stranded RNA binding. The record is from RefSeq and is a predicted model, not a curated record. The coding region runs from base 1 to 516 and encodes 171 amino acids.
AUGUUUUUCAUUAAGGAUCUUUCGCUUAACAUUACACUUCAUCCUUCUUUUUUUGGACCUCGUAUGAAGGACUACCUGAAGACUAAGCUUUUGCAGGAGGUAGAAGGGUCUUGUACAGGUAAAUUUGGUUACAUUCUCUGCGUACUAGAUUACGAGAGUAUUGAAAUUGAACGUGGCCGUAUUUUACCCACUGACGGAUCUGCUGAAUUUACUGUUAAGUAUCGUGCUGUUGUAUUCAAACCUUUCAAAGGUGAAGUCGUUGAUGGGACUGUGGUUUCCUGCUCUCAACAUGGUUUUGAAGUUCAGGUUGGUCCUAUGAAAGUUUUCGUUACCAAGCACUUGAUGCCCCAGGAUCUAGUAUUCAAUGCAGGUUCAAACCCACCAUCAUACCAAAGUUCAGAAGAUGUUAUCACAAUAAAAAGUCGAAUUCGGGUGAAAAUUGAAGGUUGCAUAAGUCAAGUUAGCUCUAUUCAUGCAAUUGGUAGUAUCAAGGAAGAUUAUUUGGGUGCCAUUUGA